Molecule: messenger RNA, 5031 nt
Organism: Gadus chalcogrammus (walleye pollock)
Lineage: Eukaryota; Metazoa; Chordata; Actinopteri; Gadiformes; Gadidae
Product: sialic acid-binding Ig-like lectin 9
Exons: 7
Coding region: 1597-2637 (346 amino acids)
Source: RefSeq, a predicted model, not a curated record
CUUUCCACAAGCCAUGUUCUCCUUUUCAGUUCAAGUGACAGGAGUAUUAGGUCUGAUCACAGUAACUCUUUACCUAGUGCAGUUUAGUCCUCACCCAAGGAGAAUAUUACACACAAUUACUAAUAACUGACAUCAAGGUUUAUUAGCCGUGCAUGGAUCAUAAAGAGUGGUCACAUAGGGUCAAUCACUAAAGGUGGAAGUAUCUUUGGUAUUUAAGUAGACCUAGAUCUAACAGCGCAUUAGUGCGACACUGUUCUCCUUUUAGAACAAACUACCCGUUGGCUGUGAAAAAGCGCCUACUGCUCACGGAGAUGAGGUUCACAAGAUGCAUCACGAUGAUGCAGUUUGAAAUGCUACUGAAUGUCAUCUUUGUUGCAGGUGCUGAACGAGACUGUCCUGCAGGCCUUAAUGCAUCUAUGCCAAACAAGAUGGAGGCAUUGAGUGACAGUUGUUUGCAAAUUCCAUGUUCAUUUGAUGCAGUACCACCCAAUCUACUCCAUAAAAACAAACCCUUUAUUGGGUUUUGGCUAAAAUCGACCCACAAUUUUGGGCCUCAUCCAGAAAGUGUGGUUUUCAACAGCAGCAAAACCCAUAAUAUCUAUCCAAUAAGUAUCAUUGGGAACAUGAGUGAAUACGACUGCACAACCAUUUUUGCAAGGCUGAACUCAAGUUAUGCUGACACAUAUUACUUUAGAGUCAUAAACAGCCCUUUCAAGGCAACAGACACCUGCCAUCCUCUUACAAUCACAGUUAACGGUAAGAGAACCCUUUUUGGUUUGGGGGUCAAUUUUUUGAUUAGUCAUUAUCAUAAUUAUUUGUAUUCCUAUUUAUAUAUUAUUCCAGGGUUCCUACACAUUUUCCAUUUCAAAAUUCCAUACCUCUCCAGACUAAAAUUUUCAGACGUUUCAGACAGGAUUUUCAGUCAAUAUUAAGCAUUUUAAUACCAAUUGUUAGAUGCUUAUAUAUAAAAAAAUGGGCAAAAAACAUUGAGAGGCUACGGCUAGAUGCUGUGACGAAGACGACAGUGCUUUUACCCCUGCAUAUGUUUUAAAUUUGCCACCUCCCCCAUGUUGGAGAUGUCGAACUAUUUCAAGCAUAGUUUGCAUCUAGCUUUAUUUUCCCACUUGGUAUCCUUCAUCGAGUCGCACAGUCGUGCGGCGAAAGUUAACCAUGGUAACCAGACAACGUUCUCAAGACAGCUUGAUUAGUUUCAUAUCAUCAACAGGUAGACUAUGUUGUGUUAGUAAGCUUGUUUUGAUUUGUAUACAUUAAUAUAUAUAUUUUUUUAAGUGAGAUAAUAGUCUGUAAACAAAAAAAAUAAAAAACAUACUCUUCUCUAAUUUCCAUACUCAUUCGGACAUGCAAAUUACUCAAAUUAAAUUCCAUACUGCGUAGGAACCCUGUUAUUAUGAUCAUUCUUGUUUUUUGGCUACUCCCUGAAUAGGUAGAAAUACUUGUUCUCCUUGUCUAGAAUUUAAGUAUCGAUACCACAUAAUUGUAUUUUCACUUUAAAGAAUGUUUUAAAAUUGUUUUUUGCCAGUGUCAUAUUGUAAUUAUACUUAUUAUGGACUAUGGGGUGAGACACACGUUGUCCCUAUGAUUAUUCCCCACUAUGGAAUGUACUGGUCAACACCAAACAUGCUGCAUUCAUUCAUGUGGAUAUUAAAGCUACAUUUCAGCCUAAUGCAAAUGUUUCUUGAAAACAACCACGUAGAUUCAGCCCCAGCACCCUCCAUACAGACCCUCCAGGAGGGACCACUAACGGAGGGGAGCAGGGUAACGUUCACCUGCAGGGCCAUCGCACCCUGUCCCACCCAGCCACCUCACCUGAGCUGGAACCAGUCAGGAGGCCCUGAGGGUCGGCUGGAACCGCACGGAGACCAAGAGCCUAACGUCAGGACCCGGCGGCUAAAUAUCACUCUGUCGGACCGACAUGACGGGGUCCGCCUCACCUGUCUGGUGGAGUAUCCGGUAAACGCCCCAGCAGGCGGGCUCAGUGUCAGAAGAGCAGAGAGCGUCGUGACGCUCAACGUUUCCUAUUCCCCGAAGGAUACCCAGGCGUUGGUGCUGGGCAGUGUGGUCAACCUGACGUUGACCACGGUGUCGCUGGGCAGUGUGGUCAACCUGAUGUGCACCAGCAGAGCCAACCCCCCCGUUCUCCGGUUCACCUGGUUCAGGAGCAGUGCGGAGGGACCCCUGAACGUGUCGGAUGGACCUUUGUACAGCUUCAAUGUGUCCUGCUACAGUGAAAUCUACUACUGCGUGGCCACGAAUCCCUUGGGAAACCAAACAUCAAAAGAGAUUAAGCUAACUAUCAGCGGUGAAAGCGUCGAUUCGAAAGUUCAUCUGAUAAUUGGUGGAUUCUUUGGUACCGUCUUCUUUAUUGGUCUGAUCAUCUUUGUCCUGUGGUUACUGAAGAAACCCUCAAAACGUCAACAGAAUCCAACAUGCAAGGCGUCAGACAAGCAGGUGGAAGAGGAGAUCCACUACGGAGAGAUCGACUUUGCCAAGCGAGGUGCUGUGCAGAACCCAGGCCUGGUGUUCCCCCAGGGGGAGGAGCAGACCUCAGAGUACGUUGAGAUCACUGCUCAACAGGCUAAGAACUCACAGAUCAGAGAUGAACUGGAGAAGAGCUGAAUAGUUUGGACUGGGAUCUCUUUAUCAUCCACUUAUGUCAGUGUAAACAUAUCCUGCUUCAGCAUCUAUGGCUGCGGCAGCAAAACGUUUCUAAAACAUGGCACCCCUCGUGCUUUUGUGUCUCCAAGGCACCCAAUAAACAAAAUCAAUUUUGUACGACUCCCUGCAAGGUUAGGUGCUGUUUAUCAAAUCAACAGCACAACAAAAGUUAGGGAGGACUACUUUUAUCAAAUACUGCAAAGAAACAGUAGGCUGCAUUUCAUUACAUUUUAAGGGACACCUCAGGAUAAAAUACUGCGACAGGAGUACACAUGCAAUGCUUUGUAUAAAGCUGGUAUAUCUUAAUGGUAAUGUUUGUUCAUCUUUUAUAUUUAAAAAUCUAAAUCAGGAGUCAGCAGAAUUACAUGAAGUCGACUGUAUUUUUAUGUUCUACCAUGCAUAUAUUAAUGUUUGAUUGGAAGGGACAAUUACAGGGCACGCCUUACACAAAACAUUUCCCAAAGCACUCACGUUUCAACGUGUCACUUGAUACAGGGAAGUUCAUAUAUUAACAAUGGAAGAUAUCCAUUACUUAAACAUUAAAAGCUGAAACAGUUCAGUACUGUUCACCAACAUAGUGCGUUGACGGUACUCUCUGUAAAUCAGACAGUGAAAACACAGUUUGACUUCAUGAGUAUACUGAGAGGGGUAAGCUGCUUUAGAAAUAGUUUCAUACGUUUUUUUUUUACACAUUAAAUCCUUCUUCACAUUGUUUUAAUGUGAGCCUAGCUACUCUGAAUCAGUCAACGCGGAAGCUAUGAAUAUAACUUGUAUGUGUGUUUGAUUGCAAAUUGUAAUCGGUUUUAAUUGUUUUGAAAAGCAAGUUUUCACAGCACCAUGUUUGGGAAACACUGGCUUAUUGUACAACAGCAUUUAAAAUAAAUUGUAAUACUUAACCCUUCAACCAGCUUGUAGCUUGCAAUUACCUGGACUGGACAUAUCUUUUGGUAGUGCUGACCAAUAAUGCUCCAAAUCUGUUUUGCCUUCCCGCGUGAGAGAGUCAGGUAUCCAACAACGCGCACACGGUCGUUUGACCGCGAUCUAGCAUCUAGGAUCGAUUGCUCUUUCUUGGGUCCCCGGAUGUUAACACUGAAUUUCGUACACUGAAUUUUGAUGGUGACUUUGGCGGACUGAAUUUUUGGACGUUGAAAAUAUUUGAGUUGAAUAUUUUAACGUUUAAUUUUUUAACAUUGAAAAAUAAAGGUGAACAUGAUAUAUUGAAAAUGUAAAGAGUUAAAUUCAGAGGCAAAAAAAUCAUUAUUUCAAUGCAUAAAUAUUCAGUGCUUAUAAUUCAAUGUGUUUUUAUUUUCAAAACCCGAUGGCACAGAUUUACUUCCAUAUCGGCGGCACCGCCACCGAAGCAGUCGUUGUUGUAUAUGCGUGUGUGCGUGUGUAACAGCGUAACUAGCCAGCCUGCUAAACUCACCACAGCCCUAGGUACUCUUUCAAGCUGGUCCUCACAAACACUUCAGUCAAGUUCAUGGCCUGACUUUUACUGUUUUAUACACUGGUCCUCAUCUCUACAAAAGAGACGUCAUGGCGGCUAGGUAGUAAACGAUCGAUUUCAGUUCAGUUCAGUAACCGACGGUAAACAUUUCCCGACGGUAACAGCGAGCUCCACCAAUCAAAGCCGCCGUGUUACACUGUAGGAUUUUGGGUAGUGUAGUUCUCUUAAACAACAUUCCCACUUUACGCCGGUGCGAAAGUCAAGCCGUGGUUUACUACCACUGAAUUCGAUCGUAAGUAACAAAAGUUGCCGACCUUAUUCUAAAGCGCUACGGCCUUGACAUUUGAAUAUACAGUACCUCUUAUUUCAUUACAUUCUCACUCAAUACAUGUAUUUCAUUGCCUAUUCAUUAGUGCCUUUACUACUGCAAUCAUUUGAAACAGGUCCAAGUUUAGAUGAUUUAUUGAACACAAUUAAAAUAAUCAGUAUCAAACUCCGGUUUUGGUCCAAGAUUCACAUAAUGUGUGUAAACAUCUAUAAUCAUAGAUUUAUUUGUGAGGCAACACUAGAGGUAAAACAAAAUGCAUAAUUAACCUGUCCUGUUGUAUUCUCCACCCUAUGAACCCCUGGAUAUCAAACCAACUAUCUCAAUUAAAAAUGCCAUUUAAGACUUUGGUCUUCAUAUUUAAAAAAAAAAAAAAAAAAGUGUGAGUGUGUGUGUGUGUGUGUGUGUGUGUGUGUGUGUGUGUGUGUGUGUGUGUGUGUGUGUGUGUGUGUCUGCGCGCGUGUGUGUGUGUGUCUGCGCGUGUGUCUGCGCGUGUGUGUGUGUGUGUGUGUGUGUGUGUGUGUGUGUGUGUGUGUGUGUGUGUGUGUGUGUGUGUGUGUGUGUGUGUGUGUGUGUGUGUUUA